CCGGGAGACGGGCGGCGAGCAGCGCGGCGGCGAGGAGACCACCGCGCACACGCACUCACACACACACACACACACACACACACACACACACACACACAUCCCGCCCUCCCUCUGUGCCUGCUCCUUCCUCGCCCCCCGCCGCCUCCCCUGCUCUCCCCCCUCCUCCUCCUCCUUUCUCUGCGACGAGCGAGAGAGGGAGAGGGGGGAAAAAAGCCACUCACAGGUAUUUGUUUAGUGGAUCGGCGGCUUAAUUUAUCCCCCCCGCACCCCCACCCUCCCCAACGCCCCUCGCAGUUUGUUUACAAGUAUCAAAGUUGUAAUUGAGGAGCUGCCAAGGCACAUCUGGAUAUUUUUCUUCUUCUUCUUCUUCUUUGUGUUAGGGACUGAUGUGCAACUAAUUAAAGGCAGGCAGGCUGGUAGCGUCUGCACACUCAAGCCCCCCCAAAUAAAGAGCCUGCUGCGGCAGCUCCCGUGAGGAUGCAGGAGGAGCGGCUGCCCGGCCAGGCACCGACGGCGGGAAUGCGCCCGGAGCAGGAGGAGGAGGAGGAUUAAGCGACACCCCCCCGACCCCCCUCGCCCCGUCCCUCUCCCCCCGGCCCCCCACCUUCCCGCCCCGUCCUUCCCCGCCGCCCUCCCCGGCCACCAUGAACACCAACGUGUGCGUGGAGAGCGGCCCCAACCCCGAGGCGCCGGGGCUGCCCAAGGACAGCCACCUGCCCGAGGGGGCCCUCAACAGCCUUGUGGAUUACAACUCGGAGAUGGAGAGGUACCGCUCCUUCGCCACCUUCUACAAGACCAACGGCGGCGCCUUCCCCCAGGCGGCCAAGAUCGCCCGCAUCACCACCCCCAUCUUCCCCAGCGCCGCCGCCGCCGCCGCCGCCCGCAUCGGCAUGUCCCCCUGGAACUGCGACACCGCCACGGCCGCCGCCGCCACCGCCAUGCUCUGGGGCAGCGGCGGCGGCGGCGGCGGCGCGGCGGGCGGCGCGAGGAAGCCCUCCUCUGCCGCCGCCGCCUCCGCCUCCGCGGCCGCCGCCGCCGCCUCCUCGCUGCACGCCGGCAGGGGCAGCAUGCACCACCGGAGCGACUCGCAGCGGCUGGGCAAGCCCGGCUGCCCGCCGGCCGAGCAGCCCGCACUGCCCAUGGCCAACGGCAACUUCCUCUCCACCCUCUCCCCCGAGCACUGCCGGCCGCUGGCCGGCGAGUGCAUGAACAAGCUCAAGUGCGGCGCCGCCGAAGCCGAGAUCAUGAACCUCCCCGAGCGCGUCGGCACCUUCUCGGCCAUCCCGGCGCUGGGCGGCCUCUCCCUGCCCCCCGGGGUCAUCGUCAUGACGGCCCUGCACUCGCCCGCCGCGGCCUCAGCCGCCGUCACAGACAGCGCCUUCCAGAUCGCCAACCUGGCGGACUGCCCGCAGAGCCACGCCUCGGCCUCGCCCGCCUCCGCCCUGGGCGCCGCCGCCGGUGCGGGGGGCGGCGGAGGCAGCGGCGGCGGCGGCGGCGGCGGCGGAGGGGGGCCGGCGGCGGCGGCGGGGCCGGGGCCGGGGCGGGCAACCCCGCCAAGAAGAAGCGGAAACGGUGCGGGGUGUGCGUGCCCUGCAAGCGGCUCAUCAACUGUGGAGUCUGCAGCAGUUGCAGGAACCGCAAAACGGGACACCAGAUCUGCAAAUUUAGGAAAUGUGAAGAGCUUAAGAAAAAACCGGGCACUUCGCUAGAGAGAACACCUGUUCCCAGCGCUGAAGCAUUCCGAUGGUUCUUUUAAGCAGUAGUGUAUCUUAUUUUCAAGGCAUUCGGAAGUGAAUGGCAAGCUAAAGUCUUGUUUUAAGAAACUGCUUAGUCCACCAUUGAAGAACAUACUCAGAUACUAUUUUCAUUUAUGUAUAGGGGUUUCCUCAAAAGCAAAAAGUCAAAAAUCUGGGAGCCUGGGGAAUUGGCCAGCUUCUUCACAUUCAGUACACCGAUUCUUUCUUUGAUGUAACUUAGCUAUUCUAGUGAAGUUGUUGUCUAUUUUUAAAGUGGCUGUAAAAAAAAAAGAAAAAAAAAAGUUUGGGUAAACCCCUGCUAUAAAGUCAUGUAUCUUUGAAAAGUAACAUAUCUAUACUUCAUUUUCAAAUAUAUGUGUUUCAGUACUGUAAACUGUACAGAUAGCCGCUUGUAUUUUGUGUGUUUAGACACAAGGAGACAAUCAUGUCUGAGCAUCAAUGGAGAUUAACGGUUUGUACACAACGGUGUGGUUCUGCGAGUUAAAUCCGGAGCAAUAAAUUCUAGCUUUAACUAUUAUUUUGCUAGUUGUUUAGCAGCAGCAGCAACAGCAACACUGUUUUACCAUGCAUCCUUCCAUAGAGACUUAAUGCCAAGUUUCCCAAGAUAAAAAGAUUGUGACGCAUCUAGCAAUUAUCUUCCGUCAUGGUGGUGUAAGAGGGGAAGACAUAACAUUUAAAAGUAAUCUUUCAAGCACUGUAUUAGAGUAGUGGUUUGUGCACUUGCAUUGCUUCCAAAGGAGCUUUACAGAGGGGUAUCUCUCAAAAGAUACUGUCUGGUGUCUGGCUCGCCUUUCACUGUCCUCUGAGGUGGAGUGCCCAGCAUAGGCGGAUGUGCAAAGCCAGUCUUCUAUAUAAAGGUUGCUCUAGAAUGCAAAGCAAAGUGAGCACGAGACCUUAGAAAAAAUGAUGACUUGGCCUAAUUACCCUUCACCUUUGAGUUCGUAUGUAAGGUUUUCAGUCAAUGAAGUAAAUGCUUUAUAAAGUGGAUGCCAUAUUGUUGGUCCAAGUGGAGCUCAUUGCAGUUAAGUGAGUUUUGACCGUUGGAUAGGUUUGGGUCCUACUUGCACUUGUGUUCAUUUGAGAGCACAGAUAUUUUGCAGUAUAAAAAUGAAUUAAAAAAAAAAAAGUUUAAAAAAGACCACUUCCCCUCACAUGUUUCUUGGUCCACUGAUCUUGGCUUUGCUGAACAGCUGGUGCCUUAGGCCCCCAGAAGAAUGCUCUGCUGUUCUUCUUCCUGCUCUAGCUGCACAGAGGAAAUGUCUACUCCUCAAAAGGGCAGUGCACAGAGGGAUAUAAACUCGCAUGUCAUAAAAAAUAUGGAAGAUACUGAACUUAGGGAUACUUAUUAUCAGUUGAUCGUUACUUUUUAUUGCUUGGGUUCAUCGUACCACUCAUGAGUGAGACGGCCAUCCCAUCAAAAUAAGUGAAUGCUGUUUUGCCAUGUAUUUGGUAGAUUUAUUAUUUUAUACAAGAUAGGACUAUCGGUAGUUUCACAGACAAGGUGCUGGGCAUAGAAAUAACCAAUUAAUGAUGCACAGCAUGUUCAAAUCUCCUACUGUUUCAGCACUUUAUCCUUUUUUUGCUAAGUACUUCAGCCUUUGGCCACUGGUGAUGCUCACUUGGUGAAGCAAAGGGGAUGGCUGGAAAUGCUGCGGUGUGGGACCCGUGCAGGUGGGGAAGAUGCCAGCUUUGGCAGGGGAGCUCGCUCACAGAACUGGCAGGUGUUUGGAAUGGCCCAGAAAGCAAAGACUGAGGGACAGAGGAGGAGAAACCUCCUGAGGCCACAUGUGUGUGUCAGCAGGGGUGGGCAGAGCAUGGGUGAUCCAGGUAACUGGUGCAGUGUGGGUGGGCUGGGCUUACACCUGCGUCCUCAACAUCAGUGCACAUGUCCAUGUCUGUGCGUCAUAUGGCAUCACAUACAUGGCUUCAGAGAUGGAAUGUCACACUUGAGAUGCUUCCAUCAUAGUGCCCCUCUUACGGUUUCUGAGAGAUCCUCAGUUGAAUACUCAUCCAAUAGCCCUUCAAUGAGCUUUAUGUCUGUUAGUAUGGCAGUAUGUUAGUAUCCGUGUACAGAUUUUUUUUAUGUUGGAGACUUUUUGGUUAGGGCCUCUGUUACUGACCGCUAGACCCAUAUGAGCUCUGUAAGGUCUUCUCUACUAAAACGCUGAUUGAUUUACACACUGAAGCCUUAUUUGCACAUCUGGCUGGUAAGCUUGCCUUGCUUUUUGGAAAACUGUGAUUGCUCUUACAGAAGCACAGGCAAAAAUAAGUUCAGGCUACAUUAGGUGUACAAAGAUACUCAUAGAAAUGUACUUACUGUCUAAUACCCUAAUGUUGCAUGUCUUGAUGUGGUUUCUUUUUUUGUUUUGUCGUUUUGUUUUAAAAACUGAUGGAUCUGUGUAUUGUAUUUGUGGUGUUUUACAUGUCAAUUCAAAAUUGUUAAAACAAACAAGCAAAACAAGCAAACCUGUUAAUUACUGAAAAUGAACAAAAGUUGGUUUUUCUUUGAUUUACCCAUAUGGUCUUCAUCUCGGAUUUUGUUCCUUUGCACCUUCAGAUUUUUAGAUUUUGCUGAAACAGUAUUUAUGUGAUGUAAUGCGCAUACAGCAUUUUAAUUAGUGAUGUUUGAAGAAGGAUAUCCCAUUUCCGACCUGUCUCUCUCCACUACAGCCCUACCUUCACUCCCCGUUUACACAUGUGUUUGUCAGUUGGAUUAUUAUCAAGUUCUAAUUACCAAAUCUGUGCUUUUCACAAGGUCCAAUACCACUUUCCAGUGUGAAAAUUUGUAUUCUUCUCUGUCUUUCAUUCUUACAAUGCAAAAAAAAAGGGGGGAGGGGGCAAAGAAAAAGCAGAGCAUACUUUUGCCAUCUUCUAGGUGUGAGCACUAAGCCUAAUGGAAGCAUUUUUGGCAUACUCCAGAUAAACUUAAGAAAAAUGGUAAGGCUGAAAGGGAGGCACACGUACUCAUUCUGUCAAUUAAUAACAGACCCUCCCUAUGAGGGAAAAUACUCCCUUUUGUACAGAACCCCUGGUAUGCAAGUCUUACAAUUAAUGUUAAAGAAUAUAAAGUCUUCAAAUGGGCCAUAUCUGUAAUCAAAUAAUGAAGAAAGAAAGUAGUUAAAUGAACAUACCAUUCAGGGUCGAAUGUAUUCAGCAAAAAGCCGUAGUGGGUCUUUGAUCAUGGUUAGAUGCAUAGUGAUAUCAAACAGUGGGUUCUCAUGUAACAGCUAAAUGUUUCAGAUUUUGUUUUUAUUAAAUUUGGCAGUUUCACGCUGAGCCCUACUGUAUUCUUAGUGAAUAAAAGACAGCUCCUCUGUUAGAACGUACUUCAUUUUCACGAUUGCAGGGAACCAGGAGGGGUUUUUUAGAAACACGGGCCACAGAAAUGUACUCCUUUCACAGUGUUCUCCUAUUUCUGAACUGUGCAGUUAUCUAUUAAAUUUUCUAAUAGAUAUUUGUGUAAGGUGUAUGUAUGCUUGUGCAAUUAUGGAAAAAAACAGUUUUGGAAUACAGUGUAUUUAUGAAAAAAAAAUAAAUAAUCACUUAUGGGGCAUGUACAAAACUGUAUAAAAACAUUCAAUUUGCCCAGUAAAGUUGUUUUUGUGAUAUUUCUGUGUUGUUGAAUAAAGGACUUUAGUAUUCAAAACAUCUCUCUUUUUCCAUAAACAGGUUUUGUUUGUGGGAUCUUAAACAAAAAAUACCUCUUUUAAAAAGAAUCCUCAAAAUGAGCGAGAAAUUCCAAAUGCUGACCUCAGUCUUGUGUAUAGGAAUGAAUGCUUAUGAAGUGAUGGUACAACAGCUACAAAACUAAUUCCUUCUCAAUUGGCAGUUGAUGGAAACCCCAUAAGUUGUAUACCUGACGGUAAUACGCUCUGGAUUUUUGAAAAUAGCAGAAAAAAUACCACCUUUUUAAGACUAGGAAUGUUGACAUUUUGAGGCUAUCAAAAGGUUAGUGAAGUAGGAGCAAGAUGGAUUUCAGGAAAGGCUUCAACCCUUUAACACAGACCUCUGUUGUAUAAGAAGAGUGGACUAGUGAGGGUGAUGGGAUAAAUUUGCAGUUAGCUUUGUAAGGAAAAGCAUACAAAGGUGAAAUCUCACCUGUAACUCUUGCAACAAACAAUAGUCUUCAGACGAGAUCAUCCUGUUGCUGUUGGAGUAUUUGGGAUUACAAAUACAGUUUGUGAGAGAAUGACAAUAGUAUCUUCCUUUUUGUUUUACUGCUGCUCAUUCGAAGUUCUGCUCUUUAUCUGCCUUACAAACUAUACGUAGCGAAAGAAAUGGUUUUCUCUUGCCAUUUUAUUUCCCCACAUUACUUGCCAACAUUAAAGCAACUUCAGAUAUGUGGGAAAGUUCAUGGAUGUGCCGGCAGCACGUCAUCUGGUUUUGGUGAAAUUUGGAAUGUCAUUUCUCUGCGAAUAUUCCUUUAAUAAACAGGAUGUCUGCUCUUACGUGCCAAAACAGGAUUCUGAAAGGGUUUGAAACCUGAGGUAGGUCCUUUUUUCUGUGCGAUUCCUUCAAUGCCAACUGAUUUUCCAGGGAGAGCCUCGGUGCAUCCUUUUGUUUUUUAAAGAAAGCAACAAAAGUGAUAGGAAUAGAAGUGGAUUUUCCACUGAUCCUGUCUGCUCUCAUCGAAAUCUAUAAAGAUAUAUGUUCUUGGGAGACAUAGACCACUCAUUAGACAGUGCCAAGAGUGAAUCUUGAGGUCUGUUUGAAGAGGAGGAAAAGGGCUGCCAGGUUGCUCAGGCAGAGUGAGUGAUCUUUCUGGAUUAAAUAUAGAAUUCACAGGGAGGAAAUACACUCAUUUCGUGAGAUGGUCGAUUUGGAAGCGGGAAGAGGUCUCUGAGUUCCUAUUCCUUUAAUGCUUUAUCUUUCAACUUUUUUUCCCCUUGAGUAUUGUUUUAUACUAGUCUGAAUGAAAAACGUCCCUCGGCUCCAGAGAAAUACUCGCCCCAGAUAUGAACCUUGCAGUUUAAAACUACCUCUAGCUUUUUAUAGCUUUUAUUUUUUAAUUAAAAAAGAAAAUCGAAAAAAACCCCAGACAACAAGCAGGUAAUUCUUCAAAGCCAAAACUGACAAACUCAUUACUGAGCCUAUUAAAAGGAAGGAAAAUACCCUUUUGUGUGGAAGCUCAAUUCUUCCCGGCUCUCUUGGACUCAAUUUGGUUUUGCCACUAGCCAUUUCAGUGCUUUCUUACAUUUUUCCAAGGAACAAGUCUGAAAUCAUGAACGAUAUAGUGAUACAGGGCAAUGUGCCUUCCGGGAGGCCCUAGUCCUCCCCAGAUUCCCAUGGGCUUUACUAGAUAGCUCUUGAAAUUGGAGGAUAUUAUAUAGGUGACUUAGUUAUAAUUUCUACCUUAUUUUGCUGUAAGGAUCUACUCAGUCACCAGCGUGUGGUGGGCACAGAUUGAUGGUCCCCAAAUCUAUAAAGGUAAGAAAUACACCUUCUGAGUAAUAACUACAGAACAUAAAAUAGAGUUUGAGACCAUUGGAACCAUCAAAGGAAAGAAAGGUGAAGUUCAGCAUCAGCAAAGAUGUCAGCAUCUGCUCCCACUAUUGCUUUGUUUCUGUUUGACACCUGGUUUUUAGGAUGGACAUACUCGUCUUGGUAGCUGGGUCCUUCAGCAAGGCAGUUUUGCAUAAGAUAGGCAGAAUGAAGGAGUUGUGGGUAGCAAAUUGUAAUCUUUCAAGACAAGCAUCUAGAGUGCCUAAAGAAGCUGUGAUGUUCAGGAAGUAUUUCCAUGGCUCUUGUAAGUUUUCAAACUAUAUUAAAGGAUUGUUGCAUUUUUCUUAAUCUAAUAAGCAGGAAGAGUUUGUUGUGCUACUGCCCAUUCCCUUAAAAAGGGUUUUAGGAAUUAGCCUUAACGGGUUAAUUUCCCAAUAAACUUUGAAGGUACUUCCUAGUCUAAUAGGACUUCCCCAUAAGAGAAGAUGUGGGUUCAUUGGCCUGUGUAAGGCCCCUUUGCCUUGUAGAGUCAAGGAUCUUUGGAUAGAAAGAUAGAAAGGAUAGAAAAAAAAUCAGCAGAAUUCUUGUAGAAAGAUCUGCAGGUGUCAUGAUGUCAGUCAGAGCCCAGGUUAAUUAUUCUGUGCAGUUCUUCCCAGCAUGGUUUAUGAUGUGUGUAAGCACCCUACAUUUGAGAAGAAAACACCCUUCUUCCUUUACUCCUUUACAUCUGCUGUGUAACACUAACCCUCUUCUUUAGGAAAGCCCAAACGUUAGAAGAAAUACAUCUCUUUUUGGCUAGUCAUUUUCCUUUGGAAAGAGAGAGAGAAGAGUUAGCCCAGGUCAAAAACCCCCUGUUGCUUGCCCAAAUUUCUUAACACAGGUGUUCUCUGCAUCAGAAGUAGCUUGUUAGCAAAGUCUAUACAUCAGCUUGAUAGUCAGACACAACCCUACAGAAGAUCAACACCAAAGCAAACAGGACCCAGUGGGGAACAUUCCCACCAUGACCUCCCUGGUAUAUGCGACACACACAAGUCUGUGCCGGAUGUCCAACACCCCUUCCCCUCCCAGGGAAUCAGGUUUGCUAUGCCCAGCAGAGAGGUGAACCUCCCAGAUCUGAUGAGCAGAUAGCAUGCUGGAGAGCUGUUAAAAGGAGAAAAGGUUUACACAUCCAGACAGUGAUUAGAAUAUCUUGACCACUCGUCUUGUCUUAGCUUCUGAUUUCUAGCUGUGAGUGCCUGAGGCCACCAGGCUUCAUGAGAAGUAGCCGGACUGUUGAGUAUACCUAGUCUCUUAUGUGCCUGCAUUUUAAUAGUCAUACCUAGAGACUGAUAGUGAAUUUGACCAGCUGGUGUGUUCACCAAGAAUGUACUGUUUAAUGCAAAAUUAUAACAACAGCUUUCAACCUGGUUUUCGAGAAUUAGUGGGUAAAUAACCUGAUCUAAAGAAAUCUGUCACCCACAUUAGGAACCGUGAACUAAUUAUUGCUUUCUGAUAUUCUGCUCUUACUUGUUUUGCCUUUUCAUCCUGAUUGUUUGCAUUCCUAGGACUGAUUUGCCUUUUUGAUGCAAUGCCAUGUGAUCUGCUGAUUAAUUUUUGUGAUCAAUCAUAGACUCCAACCUAUGGCUGACUCAGUAUAUUUUUAUGCUACGCUCCAUAAACAUUCAUUCAUUAUGAUUACUGUGUGGAAACAAACUUUUACAGGCUAAUAAACUUGGAUUUGAACUGGA
Messenger RNA from Strigops habroptila (Kakapo), 8926 nucleotides. It is a transcript of the gene CXXC4, whose product is annotated as CXXC finger protein 4. Gene Ontology annotation, molecular function: methyl-CpG binding. The transcript has 3 exons. Gene Ontology annotation, cellular component: nucleus. The record is from RefSeq and is a predicted model, not a curated record. NCBI's taxonomy places the organism in Eukaryota, Metazoa, Chordata, Aves, Psittaciformes, Psittacidae. Bases 645 to 1709 code for a protein of 354 amino acids.